Messenger RNA from Acytostelium subglobosum LB1, 1794 nucleotides. RefSeq lists its product as hypothetical. The coding region runs from base 1 to 1794 and encodes 597 amino acids. NCBI's taxonomy places the organism in Eukaryota, Evosea, Eumycetozoa, Acytosteliales, Acytosteliaceae. Gene Ontology annotation, cellular component: plasma membrane; endosome; clathrin vesicle coat. Gene Ontology annotation, molecular function: phospholipid binding; clathrin binding. Gene Ontology annotation, biological process: endocytosis. The record is from RefSeq and is a predicted model, not a curated record. The transcript is spliced from 6 exons.
AUGGAUGCUCUGAAAACAUAUGUCAAGAAAGGCAAGGACGCAGUGUUAAACACACCAGAGAUUGAGAGAAAGGUUAGAGAUGCUACGUCCAAUGAUAAAUGGGGUCCAACUGGUACUCAGAUGCAGGAGAUCUCAAGGGAGUCUUAUAGAUAUGAGUGUUUCCCAGUGAUCAUGGGUGUCAUCUGGAAGAGGAUCAACGAUCCUGGUAAAUACUGGAGACAUGUCUACAAGUCAUUGCUCUUGAUUGAUUACUUGGUCAAGAAUGGUUCAGCACAGGUCAUCAGAGAUUGCAGACAUCACGCAAUGGAGAUAAAGACUCUACAAGAGUUCCAAUAUAUCGAGGAUGAGAAGGAUGUUGGCAUGAGUGUUCGUGAGAGAGCAAAGCAGGUAUAUGAUCUGCUGCAUGAUGACAAGAAGAUUAAGGAGGAGAGAGACAAGGCAAAGACCAACCAGAACAAAUAUGUAGGAAUUGGAAAUGAUGGCUAUGGUGGCGGAUACGGAGGCGACUCUGACCCCUACGGAAGAGACACUUAUGGCAGAGGUGGUGGCGGUGGCGGCGGUGACUCUUACGGUGGCAACCGCGACUCAUACGGAGGAGGAGGUAGCCGUGACUCGCCAUACGGUCGUGACAGAGGAGACUCCUAUGGCGGCAGCAGCAACCGUGACUCACCCUACGGCAGAGACAACGACUCCUAUGGUGGCAGCGGCGGCAGAAGAAACAGCUUUGGCAGCGGCGGACAAGAGCCCAACCCAUAUAUCCAUGGUGGCCAUGAUGACGAGUCGGACUCUGGUAACAACAGCAGGAACAUGAGAUCCGGUGGCGGCGGUGGUGGCGACAGAUUUGGCGAUCGCGACAGCAACCGAUUUGGCAAUGGUGGAAAUCCGCGAGGAUCCACCAGAGACGACAGAAUCUCCUCGGCUGGCGGCAGCCGAACAAACGACGCCUUUGACGACCAACAAUCGUCCACGCGCUCAAGACCCAGAGCAGCCAGUGGUGGCAGUCUUUCGACUCCCCAGACCGAUGCUGCCCUCAUCGACUUUUCAGAGCCAGCUCCACCCGUCAGGACACCCCUGGUGUUUGACCCACUCGAGGGCAACAGUGGCAACGUCGGUUUCAACCAGCAACAAAUGAUUCAGGGCAACAACCAGUUUGGUCAGCAACCAUUCAACCCACAGCAGCAGGGUGGAUUCGAUGUAUUUGGAGGUGGUGGCAAUCAACAACAAUUCGUCCAGCCACAGCAACAACAAUUUGGUCAGCAACAGCAAUUCGGACAAAUGCCACCACAGCAACAGUUUGGUGGAUUCCAGACUGCUAAGGAUCCAUUCGCUAAGGAUGAGUUUGGCGAUUUCAACUCUUCCAGCAACAACAACAAUCAAGACUUUAACCCAUUCGACCAACCUUCUGGAGACUUCCAAUCGAAUGUCAAGCAAGAGAAGUCAGUGUCUGCCAACGAUCCGUGGGCAAAGAAGGACCUGUUCGAUCUCAGUAACCUAGGCAAGGCCAACCAACAACAGGUGCCAAUCAACAAUAACCAGAACCAAAAGAUUAGGUCUACACCCGCCAGAGCCGCCAAUGGUCCGAUCACCUCUGCCGGCACGACGAUCAACACCCAACCAAUGGGCAUGAACCAACGUCCCAACAUGGGCAUGCAAGGAGGCAUGGGCAUGGGUAUGGGAAUGGGUGGUGGCAUGAACCAGCAGAUGGGAGGUAUGCAGGGUGGCGGCAUGCAAGGAGGCAUGGGCAUGGGUGGUGGCAUGAACCAGCAGAUGGGAGGCAUGCAAGGUGGAUUCUAA